Dufourea novaeangliae is the source of this 444-nucleotide messenger RNA. RefSeq names its product CAPA peptides-like. Bases 1 to 444 code for a protein of 147 amino acids. Lineage: Eukaryota; Metazoa; Arthropoda; Insecta; Hymenoptera; Halictidae. The transcript is spliced from 4 exons. The record is from RefSeq and is a predicted model, not a curated record.
AUGGGACGUACAAAUCACACAUUUGUAUUCCUGAUCGUUUUAAUAUUUUACACCUCUCUCAACCUAUGCCGAUGCUCGGUUGGCGAACACAUCAAGACAACCAGAGAGGGAGAGAAUUUGAAGUCGAACAUCAGACGUGCGGCGUCCGGUUUGAUGCCGUAUCCAAGAAUAGGGCGAAACUCCGAAAUGGCUGCCGGUUUCUCGAGGUCCGAUCGUGCCGCCGGAUUGGUUAAUUAUCCGCGGGUCGGUCGAUCGGAUCUGUCCUCUUCGAACAUUAAUUUCAACCGUUUACACGACAUGGACAACGACGUGGAUCUUCAAUUUUAUAACGUGCGCGACUUCGAUCUGGAUUCCGCCAUCGAUCAGGAUUACGAAGGUACCAGAAACAGUCAACUGCCCGUGAACGACUACAUGCCAAGACUGGGACGCGAAACGGAAUUCUAA